UGUUAGUGUUAUGUGGUAAAUUGUGCAUUACAGUGUUUAAUAAUAAAUACCCGCACCGGUAUUCAAAAUAAACCUUUGCUGUGCUUAGCUAAAAAUGAUUUGUUAUUAAACUAGUUUUUAAUGUAAAAAAAAAUAAUUAAACUUAAGUUAAAAUAGUGUAGGUAACAUACUUUUAACAUUUUAACUGUUAGAAAUGGCAUCUGGUCAUUCAUCACACAAAAGCCAUUUAGGCAACACAAUUUCGCUAUGGCAAAAGCGAGCCAAUGAACACCAAGAGAAACAACUGAUGAAUCCAUUUUCUGAAUGGAGUGGAGCUUCUCACAAACCAGUUUUAGACAAAAGUGAUCCUAAAUAUGGUCACCCAGUUGAAGGCUCUAUGACUGAAACCAGAGGCAUCCAGGCUGGCCAACAUAUCAGUGCAGAAAUUGUGGAACUAUGUCAUGUUAUUAAAGAUCUCGGUAUGAUUUUCAUUGGCCAUCUAAAGUUUUGCUUAACACAUCUGUACAUAUUGUCCGAUAACUUACUGGUUAGUUUAAUCUUAGGAUUUAUGACAGAUUUUCCUAAGAAAUUCCUAAAUUUUACACUCAUUUUGCUAAAUUAACUUUUUAAAAUCAUUUCCUUUUGCUUUCUCACAUAUUUCCAAUUUCUCUAUCAAUUUCCUGAUACUGCAAUAUGCUUGAUUUGAUUUUGUUCUUUUUCCUAAAUUAAUACAUGAGACCCACUGAUUUUGGAUGAGUUACCAUACAAAUCUUUUUUUUUUUUCAUUCACACCCUAGGUGUGUGCAAUAGAAAGUAACUAUUUUUUUUCUUUCUUUACAAUUUAUACAUCCAAUCCAAUACCUUAUUAAAAGUGUAAAGAAAAAAAAAAGGGGGGAGAAAGAGAAUUUGUGUUGUGUUUUUCAAACAAAUGUUUAUCUUUGGCAGAUUUAACAGACAAAAAUUAUGAUUUUAUUUUGUCAAUGGGCUCAUAUUUUAUUUAUUUUUUACUUCCUAUACUUUUUUUCAGGCACUCCUAUCUCUGCUGACAGUGAUAGCUACAGUAUUAAAUUUGGACAUUUAUUUGAAGCCUACACAAAAAUCUCUAACAAACUGGUUGGUAUGCUACUACGGGCAAGGAAGCAGGGAUUGGUAACAUUUGAAGGAGAAAUGUUGUACCAAAGGAGAGAUGACAAUGUUAUUAUUACAUGUUUAUCUGUUCCAGAAUUCUGAAGAACUAAUUUUAAUUCACUAACCUAACUGAAAACCAAAGCUUUCAAACAAAACCCCUUUAAUGUCAUGAUGAUAUUCAGAGGACUGGUGUGCCCCUAAAAAAUACUGGGAUAUUAACUCAUUGGUGCUACAACUACUUGAACAAGAGGGCAAAAGACAUGUAUAAAUCAUUUUAGCAUGUUUUUUAAUUUAAAUAUUGAAUGAUCUUGACACUGUCUGCAAAGUGCUAUAAUGUGCAUUGAUCAAUACAGAUAACACUAUCCAUUUUUUCCCCCCUCUGGUAUUAACAAAGUGUGUGAAUUAUUUUUGAACAAAGACGUAAUCUGUGAUAUGCUUUUCUAGAACGUACUUUACCCUUUAUUUUCAUUUUAACUAUUUAACUUAUUUGAAACCAUUUAAUUAUUUUAUACAUUUUUAAAACAAGUUUAAACUUACCAGGUACUUAGAAUAAUCCAAAAAUCUUUGAGACUAAAAUUAAUUUUGUUGACUUUUUAAAAUAUCUGAACAACACUUAUGGCCUUGUCUUUAGUUAAUUCCUCAUAAAAAGCCCAGUUACUUUACUCUCUAUUUAUAAUGUGUGGUAAUAUACUAUGGUGACUUAGAAUUUAGCAUCUUGUGAAACUUACAUUAGAAAGUGAGUUUCUUAUCUGUAUGCAACCCCGUUAAUUUUAUUUUCAUUACUUCAUUAAGGCAAUACAAGUUUAUUUUGCAUUACUGGUGCUCAACAUUAUUUGUUGAUUCAUGUAAAUUAAUGCUUGUUAACUUCUAUAAAAAAUGUUACAUUUUAAUGCAUAAAGAAUUAGGGUGCUACUUGCAUUAGCAAGUUUCAAAAUAUUAAUUGUAAAUAAAUAGCUGUUAAAAAUAAAAAGCUUUUAUUUGAAUGAACUAAGAGGUCUUUGUUAUUUUUUUCAAUACCGAUACAUCUUAAAGACUUGAAAAAUAAAUAUCAGUUUAGAAAACAAUUACAAUUAUUAGUUAUGGCACGGUUACAGUUGUAUAUUUUGCGAGGGCAAUAAAAAAAAGAUCUUUUGGGGAAAUAAUUAAUGGUCAAAAAUAAAAUGCAUGCUGUACUGCUUACAAACUUCUAUAAUCAUAUUGAUAAUUUAAGAUCUAAUAUGCUCCCCCACCUUUUUUUUUAAAAAAAUGAAGAAUAAAAAAAUUCAAGGAUCAAUU
Molecule: messenger RNA, 2382 nt
Organism: Lymnaea stagnalis (great pond snail)
Lineage: Eukaryota; Metazoa; Mollusca; Gastropoda; Lymnaeidae
Source: the annotation of a GenBank genome assembly